Messenger RNA from Fusarium poae, 798 nucleotides. RefSeq lists its product as uncharacterized. Lineage: Eukaryota; Fungi; Ascomycota; Sordariomycetes; Hypocreales; Nectriaceae. The transcript is spliced from 4 exons. The coding region runs from base 1 to 798 and encodes 265 amino acids. The record is from RefSeq and is a predicted model, not a curated record.
AUGGCACCAGCCCCCCUUUCGCCAGACAGUGCAAAGUGCACCUUUGAAACGGAACUUCCCUAUGGCUUGGGAUCGACUAACCCAUGUCCAACCGCUGUUCACAUGGAACCUUACUGUUCCUCACGAGGACGGUCGGCACCAUACCUGACCACUGGAAAGCCCCCAGAGUUAUACAAACCUGGGCGGCCCAGCUCCUGGCGGGACACUGAAAGGUAUUCUGUGCGAGACACAGACCUUUACGUUAGUGCUAGGAAUAUUUCUUCACUACCUCUGCAGACAACAACUCCUUUCGCCCAUCAAAAGGCAAAGGCCUGCCAGUUCUCUGCUGGACCUACGUACCAGCCUUUCCGCCCCCCAACCCUCAUCAAAAGGCCCUCCUAUUUGUUUAGCGAUGAAUCAGACCCAAGGCGGUCGUUGCAGACGACCAUCUGUCUUGCCGACAGACUCUCUGGUAGCUUCUUCGAAAGAAAACAUGCCCAUUGGAGGCAUUGUCAUCAGCCUCCUUCGACCCGGGGACAUCUUCCCUGGCAUGGAUGGACAGGGCUUGUUGGCAACAUGAACGGUGGUGGUUGGUGCCUGGGGGGGAUAAAGACGAGCAGAUACGGGUGUGCCAGAGAUACCCUGAGGAGAACGAGGGGCGAGUUGGCUCGUGUUGUUGUUUCUGGUAACAACCGUCGUGGCUAUGCUGCCAACAGCAUGAGCCUCAUUGCACCCCGAUCUCCUCGGGGUCUCUGGGCACCUGUGGCAUACCAGAAUCGCUGGUUGGUUUGGAAUGAGCACUGCUCUGACUAUGCCUGA